AUGCGCGUGUUUUUCGCGAUACUUGUACUCUCACCGGUGUGGCACUCGGUGUGCGGCCAACAACUGCAGCUGAACGGCACGUCGUCCGCGCCCGCGUUCGACUAUGACGCGCCCGACGACUGCGCUUGGAAAGUGCUCGGCGACGGUGCAGCAGACGAGGUGCUGUUGUCGUGCAAGCUCCGGACCAUCAACAGCGAAAUGGACACCACGAACUUCUCGGCCAUCCCGUCCGAGCACACCGUGUCGUUGCUAAUAUCGUGCGAUCCCGCGGUGACGGCCCGCAGCUCCAUGGAGAACCAGAGCUUCGCGCACCUGGCCCGGCUCCGGGAACUCGAGCUGGACUCGUGCAAGCUGGCGCAGUGGCCGGCCGCCACGCUCACGGGGCUCAACGAUCUCAGGAACCUGACCGUGCGGACGGGCGUGUCCGACUGGCCGGAAGCGGACAUGACGAUGGAGAUAGCGGCCGGUAGUUUCGCGCACGCCGUCCGCCUGGAACGGCUGGACCUGAGCACCAACAAUCUGAUCGCACUGCCCGAGAACACGUUCUGCCAGCUGCCCAACCUGGUGUACCUGAAUCUCAGUCGGAACCGCAUACAGGACGUGGGCGACUUGGGCUUCAAGGAGCGCACGCCGCCACCGCCGCAGCCGUUGAUCAGCAGCCACGACGACGUUUACGACGUCGACCCGUACCAGAAGAAAUCCACGGCAGGCCCGUGUCCGCUGGACGUACAGUCGGUGGACGUGUCGUGGAACCGUAUCACCGUGAUCCCGUCCAACGGUUUCGGCUCGUUGCGACGGCUCGCCGAGCUCCGUCUGGCCGGUAACGAAAUUUCCGCGGUAAACGACCGGCCGCUGGGCGGACUCGCCGGCCUGAAGAUUUUCGACCUGUCCAGCAACAACAUCGUCUCGCUGCCCGUGGACAUGUUCAAAGACGUGGCCGAGAGCAUCACGCAAAUUUACCUGCAGAACAACUCGAUCAACGCCCUGUCGCCAAAUUUAUUCGUCAAUCUAUAUCAGCUGAAUUCGCUGGACCUAUCGUACAACCAACUCUCGAGCAAAUGGAUAAACGACAACACGUUUUCCGGUCUGAUCAGAUUGGUCACGCUCAACCUGUCCAACAACAAAAUAACCAAACUGGCCCCGACGAUAUUUCACGAUUUAUAUACGCUGCAAAUAUUAAAUUUGGCCGGUAAUCUAAUCGAUUUUAUACCGAACGACGCGUUCAUACAGCUCCACAAUCUCGACACGUUAGUCUUGUCCAACAAUAAAAUCACCGAAAUCACUCCUUUGGCCCUGAACGGUCUGCACGCGCUCACCCUACUCUCGUUGGACGGCAAUCGGAUAACGGACGUACACGACGACUGUUUCAGAAACGGCACCACGCUGCAGGAUUUAAACCUCAGCGGAAACAUGUUGAAAACCGUGCCUUCGGCAUUACGGGAAAUGAGACUGUUGAAAACCGUUGAUUUAGGGGAGAACAGGAUCGAUUUCAUAGACCCGGACUCGUUUUACGGUAUGUCUAAUUUGUACGGUUUGAGGUUGAUCGGAAACCGACUGCGGAACAUAACUUCGAAUUUAUUCGAUAAUUUGAUCUCGUUGCAAAUAUUGAACCUGGCCCAUAAUCAGAUCGAUUUCGUGGCCACGGACGCGUUCCACAACAUUUCCACCAUACAGGCGAUCAGGCUGGACGGCAAUCGGUUGUCGUCGAUCGAACAUCUGUUUCGGAACGUGUCCAGUCUGCUGUGGCUGAACGUGUCCGACAAUGUGCUGAACUAUUUCGAUUACGACAUGCUGCCGGAACAGUUGGAAUGGCUGGACAUGCACAAAAACUAUCUGACCGAACUGUCCAACAAGAACGGGGCCGCCGUCAGUAUCAGGAAGCUGGACGUGCGGUACAACUAUCUGUCGUACAUUGGCCCGUCGUCGAUACCGGACUGCGUGGAGAUACUGCUGAUGAACGACAACCAGAUCAUGACCGUGGAGACGGGCACGUUCCUGAAGAAGGCUAACAUCACGCGCGCGGACAUGUACUCGAAUCAGAUCGGGCAGCUGGACAUCAACGCGCUGCGGUUGACGCCCGUGCACUCGGACCGGCCGCUGCCGGAGUUCUACAUCGGCGGCAAUCCGUUCCAGUGCGACUGCAAAAUGGAAUGGCUGCAGCGGAUCAACCUGCUGGCCAAUCUGCGCCAGUAUCCGGUCAUCAUGGACCUCCCGUCCGUAUACUGCAAGCUGCUGUACAACCGGGAGAACAAGUACGUGCCGCUGGCCGACAUCAGUCCCGCGCAAUUCGUGUGCACGUACAAGACGCACUGUUUCACGGUGUGCCAGUGCUGCGAGUUCGACGCGUGCGAUUGCGAGAUGACGUGCCCGGCCAACUGCACGUGUUACCACGACCAGCCGUGGUCGUCCAACAUCGUCGACUGUUACUCGUCCAACUAUACGCAACUGCCCGCCAAAAUACCGAUGGACGCCACCGAAGUGUACCUGGACGGCAAUCUGUUCACGCACCUUUCCAGCCACGCGCUGCUGGGCCGCAAGAACCUGCGCAUACUGUUCGCCAACAACUCGGGCAUCAGGUCGGUCCGGAACGACACGUUCACCGGGCUCAAGCGGCUGGCCGUGUUGCACCUGGAGCACAACAAGAUCGAGCGGUUCGACGGGUCCGAGUUCAACACCGUGGAGAACCUCAGGGAACUGUAUCUGCAGCACAACUUGAUCGGUCACGUAAGCAACAUCACGUUCGAACCGCUCAAGAGCCUGCAGGUGCUCCGGCUCGACCACAACCGGCUGUACGACUACGACGUGUGGACGCUAUCGACGAACGUCCGGCUGUCCGGGUUGUACCUGUCCAGUAACCCGUGGUCGUGCGACUGCGAGUUCGUCCAGUCGUUCCGCCGGUUCAUGAUGCGAACGCCCGGCGGCGACAAGGUGGCCGACUCGGCAGCCGUCACGUGUCAUCCCGACAGCGGCUCCCGGGACCUGAGUAUCCGUGACCAAAACGUCACCGAGUGCAGUUCGUUUUUCGGAUCCAUUGUCGAAAACCGUAUUGUGCGGGACGUUCUGCCCACCGCGCUGACGGCCAUAUGCGUCGUACUGGCCCUAGCGCUGAUCGUGUACCUGGUAGUCGUGUAUCGGGAAGAGUGCCGGGCCUGGGUGUACUACAAAUUCGGGCUGAGGAUAUGUCACAAGACGGUGCCUUUCGAGGACGACCGGAUGUUCGACGCGUACGUCACGUACAGUCUGAAGGACGACGGUUUCGUUGCCCAAAUGCUGGCCCCCGGGCUGGAACAGGGCAACCCCAGGUACAGGGUAGGCCUGCACUAUCGGGAUUUCAACGUCAGCUCGUUUGUCGCCGACACCAUCGUGGAGGCCAUCGAGUCGUCCAAACGGACCAUUCUGGUGGUGUCUAAAAAUUUCGUCGAAUCCGAGUGGUGUCGGUUCGAGUUCAAGUCCGCGCUGCACGAGGGCCUCAAAGACAAAAGGGGCCGGCUGAUCGUCGUCGCCCUCGGCGAAAUACAGCCCAAGGACGUCGACCCGGAGCUCAGAAUAUACAUGAAAAACGCCGUGCACGUCAACUGGGGCGAUCGUAUGUUUUGGGAAAAAUUGAAGUUUGCCAUGCCGGACGUGAGUAAGUCGCAGAGCUUGAUGUCCCGGUCCCGGAACGGCGUGAAUAUUUACGCCACGCCACUGAGAACGUCCUACUCGUUCGCCAGCCAACCGCCGAGAACCGCGGCCGAGAACUGUACGGGUGUGCAGUCCAGCAAGUAUUACUUGUCACCGGCGUACGUGGAUUCUUCGCAGCAUCUUUGGGCUUAAGACUGUCGAAAAGGUAACGUUAACACAGCAUAUUUUUUUUAGUACGAUAAUCGCUGUACGGGUUUGACGCGAUUGUUUACUGACAACGUGGGCGUACGGGAUAUUGCGCCGAUAAGAACGUGUAAAACCGAUAAUGGUACCUAACCCGCCUACUAUUACGGACGGUGUCUGCCGGUGUCGAACGCGUUAAACGCAAUGGUAUUGGCGCGAAUGUUGUUAACGGCCGUUUUCGCACGGACAAUAUUCAGCGGCGGAAUUUAGGGGGGUUUCAACCGCACCGUCGCCGGGCACAACGGACGAAAAUACAAAAACAUCAACAGUCUUGUUUUUUACAUCACGGACGGUGUACUUAUCGCGUAUUUUUGGUUUUUUUUUUCGUUUUGUUUUUUCCAUUCGGACAUUUCAGAUCGAAUGCGGCGUACAGUCAACAAGCGAUAACGAUUAUAUUGAUAAUGGAGUUUUUCUCAUUACAAGGCAGACGGGUAGGCGCGUGCAAAACGGUAAAAUCGGGCGUUCCGUCAUCAUACCUGCCCGGGGAGCGGGCCGGGCGCGGUAAACGCGUUUCGUGUUUUAUGCGUUAAGUGUAACGUUUUUCGCCCGGGGACCGACGGGAGACGCCGCGCCAACGUACGCACGGCGGCGGCGAGUGGACGAGAGUUGAUAAUCCCGCGGUGAAACACAAUCGCUGUCAUAACGCAUAACAUACAGAGCGAUCGAGUCGUACACGGACCGGCGAAAAUCCGAAAAUCGCCGGUUCGCGAUAAAUCCGCGCGUGCAGCCCGCAAACCGUUGUGAUUUACACAAGUCGGAGACUCUCCGGCCGCGGGAAACGUUGGCGAUUUUUCGUUGGCGGUUUUUCCGCAACGCGCGCACGAGUGCGCGUAAACCAGGGUUCACCCGAAUCGCCGGCCCGCGAACGAAUGGGGGAAACGAAAAUAUUGUACAACACUUACAGAACCGUAAUGCAGCUCGUUUUCGAGCGAGAUACAUUCGUCGUGUGACCCGCUAAAAGUAUUUUCUAUUUUCUGUUACGAUCGGGCGCGAUUGUUUUUUUUCUACUAUUUACACCGUUUCGAAUGCUCGUAACACCCAAUCGUGUUCGCGUGUCGCAACGUUUACGAACAAUAGCGGAUAAUAAUCGACGAAUGACAUAAGCGAAAACGAUGAUGCUCUCGUUGCAAUCGAAUUUUUUUAUAACCGUACCCAUGUGUCCCGUCGGAAACGCGUGCUUGGCGUUCCGACUGCCCCCGAAACGUUCCCGGAUUCGCCGCGCGACCGUUCGAAAACGGAAUGGAAACGCAAACGGACCGGUGACCCGUGCGUGAUCGGAACUCGACGGACGGCGGCAAUCCGCCGAAACGCGUACCGUACGCUGUGCAUCGCUGCAGCGGCGCGAUCAGCGCACGUUUUUUAGCGCACGCGACUUCACACGUGCGUAAGAAUGUUUCCCCGUCGCGAACACACGUUGUUCCGAGUCGUUCGCAAACAUAAUUAGUCGCUCGCGGGUACGUGAAAAAAAAAAAAAAAUAAAUAAAUAGUUUUACAACAACGACGGCGGGCGUGAAAUAAAAGAGUACAAAGUCGUUGCGACGCCGAAACCCGUCGAUUUCGCGUGCCGGACUGCCAGCAGCGAUCAAUCGUUAACGGGAGAAAAGAAAAGAAAAAAUUAAAAAAAAUAUAUUUACGGUUAAAUUGGAUGGCCACGCCGCUGUGCACGGCGUAUGCGAUCGUCCGGGUGUUGGAACGAUCGCGGUCGUAAAGUGCUGUUGCGGCCGAAUCGGAUUGGUGGCGCGCCUCACUCGUGUCGCCCGACAAAUGCGCUACCGUGCCGGAGCUCUUGAAAACGACAGGGUCGGAGAAGCCGCGGGAGUGAGAGACACGGAGGAGGAGGACACGGGGGAAAAAAAAAAAAAAAUUAAAACUUAAAACUACGUAAUUUUACGUUGGUUUGCAUUUACCGCUCAUCCCCCGCGAGCGCCUUCGCCAUUCGGCGCUUUCGACGUUUAACAGCCGCCUUUCGAGAGCGCGAAAAUACGUCGUCAAUAUUGUUAUUUGUUUUUUCUGUUUUUUCUGUUUUUUCCCCCUCCGUUCCGCCGUGUCUACAAUAACGCGCGCGCCACUUAUUGCCAUGCCGCUCGGUCGGAACCGACGUUGUUGCCGACCGUACCGGUGCCGUUUGCCCGUUUUCGUCCGCGGCGCCGUACGGAACAUUUGACGUUGUCGCCGAACGGCACGCCGAAAAACGCGGGAACGAUAUUCCCAGUCGGUUUUCUCGCUUGGCCGGGGGUGGGGGGAGGAGGGGCGGUGUCGGAGAGGGGCGGAAUCGGAUUUUCGCACGGUCUCGCCGUGCACGCCGCGCAUACAAUAUUGUAUACGGUUUAAUACAAUCCACGCCGAGGCGCGUAAACGAAUUAUCAUUACCAUUAUGGAAGUUGAUUCGAAACGUGUAAACCAGUUGUAAUGUGGUGCGCAAUAAGCGCAGCGCAUAAUAUUCCUCGCAACAACAAUGAUAAUGACUGUUAUGAGUUUAGAAAAUAAAAAAACAACACCGCGACGUCCGGCUCGGCCGUCAUCGGAAUAACUAGUUUGUGUUUUUUUUUUUGUUUUUCCCUUGCCCCGGGAGACCGUUUGGAAUAAUAGUGCGCGACAAAAAAAAAAAAAAAAAAAAAACUGUAAAAUACAAAAUGCCGCGAAUCCCAUUAUUUCCCGUACGCGCGUUUAUUAAUUCUGCUUCAUUAAAUUCAUGAACUAAAUUUUGUUUUCAUUUUUUUUUUUUUUUCUUUCUUUCUUUCUUCACGGAGAUCUCGCGCGUUUAUCAUACCGCUCGCGUUCAGAGCGCCCAAGUCCUCGCGAACGUGCGCCCACCCCGCGUGUCCUCCCUCUCUCUUUCCGUCCCCGCCGUUUACCUUUUUGGGCGCACUGUAACAACACGUGUAUAUAUAUGUACACGUAUACAACGGGUAGGUACUGUGCGCGCUCUCCUCUCGGUAUUGUCGCGCGUUUUUUUUUUUCUUUUUCCACGAUAAUAAUACAAUAACUACGAAAUCAAAACGUACCCGCGACGCCCGCCCGCGUGUGCGCGCGCUUUGCCUAUUCGUACCCUCUCGGCUCUCGGCGGCGUCUUCCCGUCCUCCUGAAUAACGCGCGUAACAUCUGCUCGGCGACACGUUUCCCAUCUGCCCCGCCGCCGCCGCCGCCCGUCACUCUAUCACGCGGUGGCGGCGGCGCCCGGCGUACGCGCGGCGAAACCCAAUCGCGACGCCUCGGCCCGUUCGGCGGUAAUUAACCCCCUGUCGGCUGCAUUAGAAACUGCCGCGCGCGCGGUGGACUUAUUGGCGCGUUGACGUUCGUACGCGCGCGCGACGCGGUUCGAGCGAACGCGCCUGCAGUAAAAACGCGACGCCUACGUUACAACAACAAUAACGACAACGGUACGGGCGUCCUGUACGGGUAUUGUCGCGGUGGUUCGUAUCGGAAAUCGAAACGUGACCGCCAGAAACAACGUGCGUCGCGCGUACCGGAUUUCGCGACGACGAAAUAUAAUAAAAAAAAAAAAAAACAACAACCGUUUACGGGCGACAAUCAAUUGCGCCCGUCGUACGGUGGUGGCGGCGGCCGGUCGAUACCCUGUUCGCAUGACGGUUAUAAUCGCUGUUCGAAAUCCCGCUUUGUACACGGCCGCGGGACACGGCGGGUUCGCGUAUUGAACGCGGGGCGGAGGAGAAAACGAUCCCCGCGGGCGUCCGAAACGCGCGCGCGCGUGUGUGUGUGCGCGCCGCACUGUGUUUGCGUCUCCGCGACGAACGGGCAAAACGUACGCCGGACCGAAAAAUCGCCGGACGAAGAUCACGACGUAUAACCGUGUGUACGUGUGGCGCCCGGACUCGAGUCGAAGAAACCGAAAAUUCCGAAUAAAUGUCGAAAUUCGGCGACGGCGGUACACGGGACCGUGGUAUUCGGGCGCGUGCGCUCCCGACCAAAACCAAAACUUCAAAUAAAUGUCGAAAUUCGGCGACGAUGGGAUAUGUGUCGGGACCGGUGUCGGGCGUUCUACGGGCGUCGUUAGAUGUACGCUACCGACUAACCGUCGCGUCUGCGACAGGUUUUUUUUUUUUUUUAUCGGCUAUUAUUACAGUUUGUUAUUAAGUUGCGUUCGAUAAUUUUAGAUCCCGAGCACAACGAAAAAGACACGAGUUCUACAAGAAUGUGUUUGUUUUUCUCGGACAUCGUUUUUGCGUUUUCGCGCAUCGCCUCAAACGAUGCGGGAUUUCUACCCGGUUACACAUUAUAUUUGAAACGUUUGUCGACGUCGUUUCCAGCGGUCCGCCCCCCUAGGCCAGGGGUCGGGAACAUGCGGCUCCUCAACAUGAAAUCUGUAGCUAUUUGGAAAACGCAUCAAUAUCCGGACAUUUGAGAGCCCUAAAAUAUAAAUUAAAAUUCGAUUAUAUUGCUACCCAAUGAAAAUGCUUAGUAAAAUAUAUUAGUCGAUUUUUGUACUGCGGUAUGUUUUUUUUUCGUUUUGACCAUAGCGGCUCAUUGAAAAUCACGUUUUCGCAAUCUGUUUUUUAAAAAUUGGUCAUUCACGCGAAAAGGUUUCUGAUCACUGUCCCAGACACUUUUUUUUUUUUUUUUUGAUACUUGUUGAUUAUUAAGUUACCUCCGCUCAGAAUCGCUUUUUCGUUCACUAUGAUUUUUUUUUGCAUUUUAUACGGGACAAUUCAAGCGUGUUCAUCCCGUUUUUUCGGUUUUUCCGAUGUUUUCGAAUACUUUGAAUUUUCACAACAUUUAAGGAACGUUCUAUGGCGAUAACAAGUUUGGUUUUUUAAACGAGAACGUAAAAAUUUACCUUAAAAACCUUACAAAUUUCAUAAAUAGACGGAAUGUUACUUUAAAUAAAUUUUGGUGUUGACAUUUUUGAUUUCCAUCAGCGCGUUAACGAGAUAUUCUUCUUUCGUGGGGCGGCACGGCGCGCGGCGUUUGAUUAGUGUUUUUUUCAUGAAAAUCGUCAUUAUUACAGUUUUUCAAAUCAUUCGUAUAAACGAACUUCGCUCUCGGAAUAUUUUUUCGUUAGCAAUGGUUUAUCUUUUCAUUUUUUUAAAAACUUAAACGAGUUUUUUCUAGAAAAAAAAACAUACCUAAUUAAAUACAUUGCCAACAUGCACUGUACACAAAUAUCGUACGUUUUAGUACCUACUUUGAUGUAAUAAAAUCUUUAUCUUCGUAUAAUAUGACGCGUAAUGCCUAAUAUAAAAUGUAAAUGUGCAGGGAGAAAAAAUCAACGUCAACUCCGUAAUAAAAAUGCAAACAAUAUUCGUAUUAGGUAUGUGCGCCGUUAGUGUAUUUUACCGUCGAUAAUUCAAACUUUUAACUAUGCGUUCACCUGAUUCGGGAGGCGGACGAGUAUCAAAGACGUCGAAUUAAUUAUAUCGAUACGCGCGGAUCCGGACAGCGGUUAUUUUUUUCCUUUUAUUUUUUUUACGGGACCCGUUUUAUUAUUCAAGUCGAUUUUGUGGAAGCGCGUGCGGUUAAGAGUACGGCGCUACGAGCGCGCGUACCGUCUCCGUCUUGCAACCGUACAGAUUUGCGCGGCAGAUUUGCGUACGGCCGGGACAACUACCGCGUGCUGUUGGUUUAAAUAUUCGAGUAAACCGUUGAUAGUAUCGUAAUCGCAGAUAGGAAUAUUGCCCGAGCGGACGAGACGCGAGCGUUUAAAUAUUGUGAAAUUUCGCGAUGUUCGUAUACGAUUCGCUCAGAAAUAUUUACACGAUCGGAAAAAUAACCGACCGAGUUCCCUUCGUUGUUCCGUUAAAAUGUGUGAAGUAAAUUGGAAACGGAUUUGUGUUCUGUAGGUUCUCGUCCGGGGUAAUACGUCACCCCCGGGGUGAAAUGGACCCGCCGUAGAGGUACAUAAGAAAUCCCCGGAGAAACGAAAUGAAAUCAUUUUUCUGCGUACUGUAAUUUUUUUUUUUUUAAAUCUACAGUUUAAAUUGUUGAAAACCCAGUGUUUCAGUGCAUUGUGCAUAUUUCGAUGGUGGGGCGACGCAGUGUCGGAUUGCCGUGGGAAAGGGCGACACGAAUCGAAAAAGAUUGAGAACCACUGCUAUAGGUAGUGAAAGUGGUGGGGAUACGGUUGGCGCAGUUGGCAUUAUGGCGGUGAUAACGAUAAUAACUGUAUUAGUUGAGCACGAAACGACCGAAAGUGUAAUAUGGUAUCUACAGGAUAGAAGGGGUUUUUUUUAGCCGUCCGUUUCUAGACGUGGUCAAAUUUCCAAUAGGGUCAUUAGAUUUUUUUUUUUAUCUGUUUAUUGGUAUUUGAAAAAUGUUGAGUUGUUUCUGUACAUUUUUUUUUUUCGAUUCGAAUUAUUAUUUACAGUAUAAUUUUCUGAAAUAUGCUCUUGAUCGUCGCCGAUGUGAUAAUUGAUUUGAUGUGCGCCUAAGUAAUUAUUAUUAUGUUCGUCGGUAAAAACUAUAUGACGGUGAGAACAUUUCGAUAAUAUCAUAAUAUCGAUAUCUGAAACCUAGCGAUCACCGGGCGAAAAGGGAGUCGUCGAUUUUUUGUUUUUCGCAAACCACGAAACUCUGGCGAACGUAAAACGUAUGCAUUAGUUGUCGCCGGUUUUACUAACGAACGACAUAAUAGCGAAUUUUCGGAGAGACCACUCUUGUGUUCUUUCAAUUUUAAUAUUGCAGUGAUUUGACUGUUCGACUUACUAUCAAACUUGAAGGCGAGACCACUGCGUUCGUAUCUUGGCUUUUCCGAAUAUUUUAAUAUUUGAAGUCAUAAGCGUUUUUAAUUUGCGAUAUUUCGCUCACUCUCGUCUAGUUCGCGAAAACCAACGUACAAACACAGAGAUAAUGUUCUUCCCUUUAAGUUCGAUGACAUUUUUAAGUUUUUUUCGUAACUCAUAUUAAAACUAAGAGCCCGAUUCGGUUGAACGCAAAUUUGCUAUACGUUUUCAAGACGUUUGUAAGACGGACGCAACGGACGCACGCGUAGCGUCCUUUUAACGGUUAGAAUAACGGAAUGAAAAAGAAACGCGCCGUGGCCGCGAAGUCUUUUUUUCUCGCGUUGAUACAAACCGAAUUUGGCUUUUGUGCACACUUCGGGGGCGCGCUACUCGAGGUAUUAAAUCUACUGGAAACCCGGACAAAAUGCCGCGCAUUGUCCCGUUAAUCUCGCCUCCCGCUGUUAUAUUAUUAUUAUUGCAGUUAGUAAUAUGAGCUGGUAGCUCGCUUUGACGUUGUUAUUAUUGUAUGCGACGGGGAAAAAAAAAAAUCCGUACUUAUAAUGCUGAUUGAUAGGCCACUGUUCCGGAGGUGGGAAAGUGGGAAAGGUCGUUGUCAAAUAAUAUAAUUUAUAGGGUGAUUUCGGUUCAAAUCGCCGUGCACAGAAUACGAGAACACAAGGACUAGGUUCAAACUGUCUCGCGCUAAAUUUAAUGAUUUCAAAGGAAAACAUUGUGACAUUAUGAUUUGGCUUUUUUUUCUUUUACCGUGAAUAAUAAAUAACGGACCUGUUGUAUUAAAUUUUCGCGUCGAAAAUUCACAUACACCUGAAAACGGUUAGCGAAAUGUUUGCGGUUAGUACGAUUUACGUGAAAUAAUUUGUUCUUCGAACGCUUGUAAAAAAAAAAAAACGAACGUCACAGUGAAACCCAAUGUAUUUAUAUUAACCGUUCCGUUCGAAAUCUGAAAAAAAAAUCUCUUACGGUCCGAUAAGGAUCCGGUUCGCAAUCGCAUCGGCGGCGACGUUUGAUCCGUGAACAAUUUCAAGCGAUGUUCUUUGAGAAAUAAAAAAAUGAAAAAAUAUUAUAAUAAUCUUCCGACGACUACUAUUAUGCAGGUAGAUAAUAUGCUCAUAUAAUAAUAUUAUAAUGUACGAUCUUGUCUAGCGUGAUGCUGCGCACUAUACUCCACUGCCUACUAUCCGCCGGUACACGGACCGUAAAUAAUACAAUAAUAACGAUAAGGAGUGAUGCGGUCCGGGCCCGCGAUGGCGAGGUGGGGGUGGGGGGGGGGGUGGCGGGGAAACACCUGUCGUUUUCGCGGGCGUUUGCGAUGCGCCCGCCCGAUAACGCACCGACCGUAGAAGAAACGGCUCACGCGGCCGUUCGGACGAUGUUAUCUCGGCGCCGCCGCGGCCGACCGGGCCCCGACGGCAACCCGGUCAAUGUUUACGACCGCGCGGUUACCUAACGUAUAUUAUACGUCUACGCAAACGGUGGCGCGUUGGAAUCCUCGGGGAAAUUACCCAUAUAUCCGUGUACAUAUAUAUAUAUAUAUAUCUCAUAUACGAAUACCGUAAACGAAAUUAUCCGUGGACGUUCUGAAAUUUUAUUUUUGAAAAUACCGACCAGUACCCACGUUGUUGUUGGCGGUGGUGUGCGACUCCGCAAAAUCACAAAUCAAAAUUCGACGUUGUUAGGAAGAAGAAGCGGGAAAAAAGCCGCGUGUACUUCGCGCCGUUGGUAGGCCACAUGCAGCGGCUGACCGGUUUAAAGUGUUUAGGAUACUGCCACGCGUUAGGUUAGACAGUGACACACGUGAUUUAUGUAUACUGAAAACAACGAUAGAUUAUCGCGAUCAAAAACCGAUUCUAAGGGGGUAAGUAUUAUUAUAGACGGUCGUCUUUUUUCCGCUUGUGGCCAAGGAAACCGUUAGAUGAUUAGGGCUAUUCAACGUAUUCGGUGAAUAUAUCAGUUGUUUAGAAUUAUUCUUAGUUGAAUAUUACAAUAAAAAAACAAAAACCGUUUUUGGGUAACUUUAUCCGUUUUUUCUAACAAAGAAAACCAUAAGGAAAAUCGAAAUGCAGUAACUAGUACAAAAAUUUGCCACCAUAACCUCGAAGUUGAUGAUUAAAGCAAGAUUUUUGAUAGACAAAAUGUUUAAUAAAUAGAAAAUAAUAAUACUCGAAUAUAGGGCAGAAAAAAAAAACAACUGUAUAAAUUUAAAAUAAUCGCGAUUGUUUACAAUAACAUUUAUAUUAAUAAAAAAUAAUAAUAUUUAGAUUUUUGAAAUAGCUGAAAAUAUUAUGAGAACAAGAAGGUUUCGUUUAAUACCUAUUCGAAUUCUAAGAAUUUACUUAAAAUUAAAUAAAACUACUAACUAAUAUUCAUCUGCUACAUCCCCUCCCGUUGAAAAUUCCCGGGCAUGCCACUGGAUCUCGGUAAACGAUCUAGAAAAAAACCAAUUUUGAGUAAUAACGUUAGGCCGUGGUUUUGUGUUUAUAGAAUGAUCGUAUGUUUAUAAAACAGCAAAAAUCGGUUUGGUCGAAAAAGCGUUGGUUUUUCGUACAUUUCACUGGUGGUUUUUUUCACGGUAAUUUGAUCGCACGCUCGCAGAAAUUAUACUCGUGAAAUCGAAAACAAUUACCACGAGAAAAUCAUCAAACUACGCGGCGUUCGCCGUAGUCGGUAUCGAUCGAAACAUCAAUAAAAAUAUCGAUUACGCUUACGAUAAUAUAUGAUGCCGUUGUAAAAUCCGCAACCGUCCUAUUCAGAUGUCUACGGAAAAAAAAAAAUAACGGCGAUUUCGCCUCUUUUCCGCGUGAAUCGGUACAACUAUACGAAAACAACGAUUAUUAUAAUAUAUGCACGCGGCAUAAAUCCGUAUACCUAUAGUAUACGUGAUAACAUAACAGCGUAAAUUAGUAAAACAGACGUAUCACGUGAAAAACAAUUCGGACCUGUGCAAACGUCAUCCUACGUAAUAUAACCGCGGAGCUGACGCGGGCCAACUUUUUGUCACGUACAUACCUAUACCUAUAAUUGUUCUCUGCCCAAACUGCGAUUUUGUAAAGGUCACGCGAUUUUGCCCGGGAGCUUUUGCAGGAACGUGUAUCGUCCGGUCCGUGCGAAAUGUCCCGCCGAACGUUUUCGACAUACGUCCGCGAACGCGUAUGUGCACAUAUUAUAAUAUUAUACACAAAUGUUAAACAAUGCCCCCCCCUCAAUGGCGGAACUGUAGAUUUUCAAUCGCUAAAUUGAACACGAAACGACCUUAUUUCGACUUAUCGACUAUAUCUGUUAUCAGCUGUUUAUCUCGGAUAAAUAUUUUAUGCCUGGAUGGAAAUAUCGGUUAUAUUUCCCAACACUGUUUAUAGGUUAGAACACUGUCGCUAAAACAUCGUCAGACAGACGCAGGUAAUAUUAUACAAUACGCGAUUGCGAAAAUAAAAUAUCGACAGUCACCCGGUAGAAUUGUAUAUCAUAUAGUAUUUCGGCUGUGACGUUUGAAUCGGUUGGCGUGAAGGUGUCUCGAGAGGCGUUCGAGUUUAAAAAAAAAAAAAAUAAAUAAAAGUAACGUUUUUAAAAUCGCAACAAUUUUCACCGCCCCGCUGAAGCGUAUUUACAGACCUUAUACGAGUGCGGUCCAGGCGGUGGUAUGUAAAUACGAAACCCGUCGCGGUUUUUCAUAGACCUAGACCUAGACCUAGACCUAACCCGACGCUAAAUACCUCGGAAGAUUAUCGGUUUUCGUUCAACGGGUAGACUAAGUUUUUCGAUCUCACCACUGUCUUUUUUUUUGAUCCCCCGGGGUGACUUUUUAUCGAUUAUAGUUAGGUAGUAGAUUUAGAUUUACACUUAGGAUAUUAACUUCCUUGUGGCAAAGUACCGAUUCGGUUCGGACGAACAAGUAUACAAUAGGUGUUUUGUGUGUCUUCCAAAACCUCCUCGAGACUCUUAACACCAACUAUUAGAUAACUUUUCGACUGGAGCCGAACUCGGAUAGACUCUGUUAAUACGCCGCCUGAAAAUCGCACGCACACGUAUGUUAUAAGGAUUUGUUUAAUUUUUCUAAUUUUUUUUUUCACCGCGUCGUGUAAAAUGCCGUUUUAGCGAACAAUAAUAAUUAUUGUAUUAUCGCACCGUUAGUGUUUACUGCGUGUACGAAUCGCGCGGAGUGGUAUUAAAAAACGUCAAAGCGCCCUUUUCAGAGAAAUGCAAUAAACUCCUCCGGCGCUCGUAAUAAUAAUAUUUAUUUUUAAUGUUGCUGCCGAACAAUGUGUUCACGGAGAAUUUCAAUGGCCGCGAGUCGGAAGGAAACUCGGUAAUAUAAUAAAAUAUUAUUUUACGUUUAAUAUGAAAAAAUUCGCGCGUUUCGAUCGGACUCAAAGACGCGUAAUAGCCCGCAGCGGUGUUUUCCAAAGUUAAACUAAAAUACAAAGAUAAAAAACAUUCGCUAGAAUAAUAUUAUAUGUAGAUGAAGAUAAUAGAAACUAUAAGAAAGUUUUUAUCUAGAUCGAAAAAGAGAAAGAAAAUAUUGUUCGUUAUAUACAAGUACUACCUAUCAUAAAAUUAAGUGCUAAAAGUGAUAAAAAUGUUUCGGAUUUGGUGCACCAUCGGAUUUCAAUAAGGUGCUAUUGAUGCGAAAUUUAAUACCUAUAACUAAAUAUAGUUUGUUGAACCAUAUAAAUUAAAUAUUUAGCUGCGACUAUGCAUUUUUAUAAUAAAUAUACAGAAAUUACGAUUCAAAAAGAUACAUCUAGAUGAUCCGAUUAUUUACUCAGACAAUGGUUCGGAUAGUAUUUAUUUUUCAUUAUUAUCUAGAUAGGGAAAAAACACAAAAAUAUCUUGAUAAAACACUCCACCGGCAAUAACUUUACGCGCGCGCGCUUAUCACGAUCGAACAAACGACGAAAUCCGUGUAAAAAAAAAAUAAAAGCUAUUAAAAUAUUACCGUCGUUAUAGCCAUCGCGGCGUUUGUUUCUGUUUGUGCGCACGUAUCGUUGUGGUUAGUACCGUAAAGUUGGCAAAAAAAAAAAAACAAAAAACAAAAAAUUGUUUUAGACCGCGAAAAUCGUGUUCAGUGGUCGGCCGCAACAUUUUAAAAUACAUGUGCCGGGAAAGAUAAUCGAUAUUUUUAUCUAGAUAAAUGUCGGGUAAAGAUCGUUGAUUAAAAUGUAUCUAAGAUGAACACAAACGAUAAAAUCUCUAAAAUCUCGUUUUAAAAUCUCUAGACAACACAAAAUGAUAAUAAACAUAAUAUAUAAGAUGAUUUGUAAAUACGAAUUAUUUUAACGAGGUAUUCAUAAUUCAGAUUUGCAGCAUACCUGAUAUAAUUCAAUUUUAAACAUGUAGUUACUAUAGCUGGUCUGUUUAAUAAAUAUUUUUAAAGUGGAUACAAAACAUUAUAUUACGGCGCAUUUGAAAACUGCCGAGCUUGUUGCACAGUAAAAAAAAAAAAACCUAUUUUAGUGAAUGAUAUGUAUAAUUUACAAUAUACGUCAUAAUAAGUACCGAUACUAUAGAUACCAUCAAUGAAAUGCAGAAUUUCCGCCCGGUUGUGUUGUUGAGUUUCUAAUACAAUUUUCAAAUAAUCUAUAGGAAAUGGAGGAUUUUUUUUUCGAUUUUUGGGCUUACAAAAUUGGCCACAAGCUAAAAAGACGAAAAAUAAAAAUUGUUCUACAGACCAACACUCGAAUAUGUAACAAUAAUAUAAAUUAUUGUAAAACACGCGCAAUACAAUAAAAAACACAAAUAAAAUUUUAUGAAACGUACGGUGAAAUAUAUUAGCUCGGAGUGUUAUAAUACAUAUUCUAUAAAAAAAAAAAAAAACAUCGUAUAGAUAAAUAGAUUCAGAAUAGUGUGUUUUGAUUCGCGCGUCGCUCCUAGUACCCGUUAUAGAUUCGCUUAAAUAUUCUAUUUUACACGCCGUCCGAAUUGUUCACCUGCAACUUUGCAACUCACACGGCACAAUGUCCUGCGUUUGAACACUAAAACCUCGAAAACUAUUUAUUCAUUUAUUUUGUUUUUGUUUUUCGGUGAUUAUAAUAUAACACUGCACGCGCGUCAUAAUAGUAAUAAAAAUAUUUGUGAUGAGGAAACGAGGGGGGAAAAGGCCUCCGGGAGGUGAUCUAUUACCAUCGUCACAAUCCCUUAAUUUACUGCGCUUUCUGACCACGUCCCGUCCGUCCGCCGCCCGAGCGUUAUAAUAGACGCGCGCCCACACAUUAUUAUUGAAUUAACGAUGAUAUAUAACAGUAUUAAAUUAUUGUACGUAUAUACGUAUAAUUGGGUUUAUUUGGCCGUCGACCUCGCGACCAACUCGACGUAAUGAGGCCUCGAAUUAAUAUCGCCCGCGCAUCGCAUAGUGCCGUUGCGGUCGUUGACGGCCGAGUGUAACCGUAUUGCACUCGAUUUCGGACGCGAUUUCCAUAGAAUAAUAUUUCUCGGCUGCUGCGGUGUACACACGACGGCGAUAACGGCGGCUGCGGCGGCGGCGGCGGCGGCGGGCGCGCGACAUCUGCGCCGGCCGACCGCACCGAGUGUACACCCGCCGCGGUGCGGCGCGGAAUCCCCGCCCGGCGGCCCGGUCGAUCGGCGGGGUCCCGGGUGACCGCGACCACGGUUUGGUUUUGAAAUGAAACGCCACCGUCGACGCCGUCCGUUUCAUACGUAGGAAACUGCGCGGCGACUAUUACGAUACCGCGGCGUACGUACGCAUAUACGUAUUAUAGACGUGAUAAUAAAUGAUAUCGUAACACGGGGCCGGCCGUUGCAGCGUUUAUAGAGGAGAGAAUCGGUGGGCGAGGGAGAAAUGCCGUGGCGUCGCAUCAUUGUCACAGCGAAGAGCGGAACGUCCGUAAAAUCGUCGGUGAAAACCGUUUCGCGGGGACAAGAACCGCUCGGGCUGUAAUGCAAUAAUAAUAAUAACAAUAAUAAUAGUAUAGUCUCGCGAAAAUAUUGAGCGUAACCGUAAUGUUCACCGCAAUUAAACGGAUAGCUUUGUAUCGAGUGCUAUUUUGUAAUUUUUAGACGGGUACCCGUCGAAAAUACAGAAUAAAACACGCGGUUGUUGUAGGUGGGUGAUUGGAUGUACGGGAUAAUUUUAGUUUGUAUACUGGAUGAAACGAUAAGACGUCGUAAAUGAAAAAAAAAUGAUUCCGAACGGAGGAGUACAAUACGUGUCUUUGACUUUUUCGUAACUCGUAAAAACAACCACACAACUGACAGUAUUUUCCAAAUUAUUUAGAAGACUGCGACAAAAAAAAAAAAAAAAAAAAAAAAAAUUAAUAAUAAUUACGACCCGGAACACAGUUUUAAUCGGAGCAAUUUUUUUGAUAAGAAAAACAAAUUUGAAAAAGAAAUCUUCAGUACUAGAUCGGUACAUUCUUUGUUGUGCUCGAAUUUCUAUCGUUUUUAAAUACACAGUCGAUUAUAUUAUGUUUUUCGAACUCAAAAAAUAAUAAAACAGUAUUUCACUAGUUUUUAUUGUUGGGAAAUAUGUUUGAAUAAUUUUGAGUCGGUAAAUUUUAUAUUUGUCGAACACUAGCUGCUCGGUUAAACGACACAUAAACGUUAUUUCUCCAAUCCGCGAGCAAUAAAUUAAUAUUGUACCUGUAUUAGUAUAUUAGAUGCGGUUUAUCGUCGAAUAACACUGCGUGUAUUCGUAUAAUGCACGUGUUUUACUAACAUUGUUUAAAUAUUUUACCCUCGUGGUUUUUCAACGUGCUUGAUAUAUAUUGCAGAAUAUGUACAGUGACAAUGUGCGGUGGCAGAAAACACCGUGUUACUGCAACACGAUGUACAGGAAUUUAAAAAGAAAUGCGAAAUUGUCGAUAUUAUAAUAUAAUAUUAUUACACGCAUAGUUCAGUCAAAUUAAAUUGGCGUAGAUGAAGUAGAAGAUUGAUCAGUAUUACAGUCGAGGGAGUGUUAUUUUUAUCUUUUAGAUCCCGAGUGGUGCGAGGAAUAUAUUGGUUUUACAAUGGUUAAUACACAUUUUUUACCAGAACGCAUACUCCGAGUAUCAAGUAUAGCACCUUUCCUCAAAGGACAUGUUCUCUGGGUGAUAAUUUAGAGAGGUAAUUUUUUCAAGUUCUCGUUAAAAUAAUGAGAUAAUGAGGAAUACCUCGGUCUUGAGGUUAAAAAAGAUUGAAUGAUUAAAAAUAACGUUGAAAUAUGAUACAUACCAUCUAUCGUAUUGUUGACAAAGCAACACUAUCAACUAAACUCCGCUCAGAAUCGUUUUUUUUCGUUAACAAUGGUUUAUCGUUGUCAACAGAUAUACAUUAAAUUCCCGUCUCUAUCCAAUCUUCCCAAUUUCCACCUACAACAGUGGCUGCACCCACGUGCGAAGUAUGUACGCCUUGUCUUUUGGUUUUUUUUCUUUUAUUCUAUCGUACGCUUUGAAAUUUUAUUUCCUCUUAAACUAUCCGAUUUGCCUUAUUGUAUAGACGCACAUAUCGAUAUUAAUUUUAUUCCGCGAAAAUUUAAUUUGCCAUUUUAUCGUCCGCUCGCCGAAUCGAUUUGAUUUCCGUGUACAGACAGCAACGGUGGAUCUCGCAAUAAAUUCGCAUUACCUUUAUAAUAAUAACUAUUAUACACGGUUAUAACAACGGCCAAAAACGAUUUUCGAACCGGAAGAGUAAUAAAAUAAACGCCAUGUCCGCGAUGGACGCACAACUUACUGUGUUUUAUCGCGGGCGCGUCCGAUCGGUCUCCGAGGAAACGAAAAAUAACAAUACGUGAACUCGUAUCGGCCGCGGCGGCGGCGGUUAAAAAAAAAAAAAAGGCCAUUUGAGGGGGAGGCAUUUCGCCCUCAUUUACGCUCUGUACCCCGGACCCCAUCCCCGGUGCGCGGCUCUGACAACCGUCCGACGCAGUAUCGCAUCCGGCGAGUAUAUAUUGUACAGACGUCCCGUUAUUCUUUAAAAGUUGAUAAUACAUUUAUUUAUUUAUUUUUUUUUUUUUCUAUUCUUUUGAAUCCGCCAAAAUAUAAUAUCAACAGUUUUGAUUUGUUUCGCCGUAUAUCAAUUAAUAUUUGUAGGCUAUUGGAGAAACGACGAAAACAUUGGGAACGGUCAAACUAGUCGCGUAUAACAUAUGUGUAUAUUUUCGAGGAAAAAUCGCAAUAAAAAUAUUCACGAAAUCGUUCGAAACACGUUGAAUGUUUACAUUUCCAAGCAGACAACGCGUUUUGCCAAUGACGACUAUACUCCUUGGGUCGCAGUAAAACUGUGAUAUUAUCGGGAGUCCUCGCGAGUGUGAUAAUUCGCAUCCAACAUCGUUUCGUCUAAUAGUGAUUCGUACCCGAUUUUUUCACAAUUACCGUAACAAGGAAAUUCGGCAAUGUUAAUAAUUGCGCGGAAUGACGAAAACCAAUGGUUUCCAGUCCGGAUGGUUUCGGUCGCCAACUGGGCGAGCGCGUACUCGCGUCGGACUUUCAAUCGAAAAUAAACCCAUCCGGAUUCGUUGCACGGACCACGUCACCUAUGGACGUGCAUAGGCAACAGGGAAAAAGUGCAAUGCGAAACCGUCUGCUUUUGUAUAAUAUACACGAAGUAACAAAUACAUUUUAAAAAAAAUCGAUGGUUAUCGCAGUGAUUGUUGUUUCGUUCCCGAUCGUGACGUAAUCUCGUGCACUGCUCCUUUGCGCUCUGUGCGCUCCAACCCUCGUUUCCCCGUACAAUAAAAAAGAAAACAACGCAUAUAAUAUUUUCUGCCGUGAAAAAUCCGCGUCCCGACCGCAGUCUUUCCCGCGCGCGCAUUAUAUUCCGGGCUUCAACGUAUUACGUAUAAUAUAAAUAAACGGCCGUCCAUCACUGGUCUAUUUAUUGUGUUCCGGUGUCUAUGUACAAAAUACAGGUAGUCGCUUCAUAUUGUUAGGAUUUACGGCGGCUUAACGCCGAGCAAAAGAAAAAAAAUUCAUAAAAAAAUGAAGGGGAAGAAAAAAAAAAUGAAAAAUGAAAAGAAAAACCCGCGCCGAAAAUAAAACGUUAAUAACGUUUAUUUUUCCAUUAUCGUUAAAAUCGAGUUAAAUAAAUUGAAAUAAAUUAUUCGGCGAAAAAGUUAACAGUUCACCGCUUUCGCUAUAGGUAUAUAGCCGGGGCGCGCGCGCAAUGAUACAAUUAUUUCGGAAACAUGACUUUAAGAUUUUCGUUUUCAAAAUAAACGUCGUCUGGUGUAAAAAAAAAAGAUAAAGAACAAAAAUAUAAAAAAAAAAAAAAAAAAAGGAAAAAAACAUCGUACGAAUAUACGAAAAAUACGUGUGUACGCACCUACCGCGUACUUUUUGUACGACGGUUUUUAUUUUAUAAGUGUAUUUUUGCAGUCGAAAUAAUUUCUUUAAUUUUAAUCAUUUUUUUUUUUUUUUCGUUGUGUGUUACAGUGAUUUUGGUGCAGCGUCGACUAUGAGACCGCUCAAAACCGACGAAAAAAUGAAAAUAAUCUUUUGGUCCUUUGGAAAAAAAAAAAAAAGAAAAAAAAUGAAAACCAAUUGAAUUUUCUACGUUCCCGUUACUAUUAUAUUAUAUUAUAUUAUUAUUAUAUAUCGCGUAUCUAUUUGUAUUUCAGUCGAUUAAUACUC
Molecule: messenger RNA, 21124 nt
Organism: Cinara cedri
Lineage: Eukaryota; Metazoa; Arthropoda; Insecta; Hemiptera; Aphididae
Source: the annotation of a GenBank genome assembly